Messenger RNA from Lotus japonicus, 2439 nucleotides. RefSeq lists its product as uncharacterized. The record is from RefSeq and is a predicted model, not a curated record. Lineage: Eukaryota; Viridiplantae; Streptophyta; Magnoliopsida; Fabales; Fabaceae. The transcript is spliced from 14 exons. Bases 176 to 2095 code for a protein of 639 amino acids. Gene Ontology annotation, biological process: regulation of stomatal closure; cellular response to calcium ion; de-etiolation.
GCGAAUAGGAUGAGCCAGUCUAGUACCACCAUACCCUCUCUUUCGAUUCGGAUAAUCUAUCAAAACAUUCCACAAAAAUUUCUCAUCAACGUUUGUUUUUUAAAUAAAUAAAUAGCCAUAACUUCGUAGACCCAAAAGGAGCUAAGAGGAUGAUAGCUGCCAGAACAAAAAUUGAAUGAGAAUAAUGUUGCCUGUUUGCUCAGCCACACCGUGCUAUUCCUCAUCUUCCCAGAUUCCUUUAUUUGGGGGACUGCAACCCCUGUGCCCAGUUAGAAAGGAUAUUGAGAACAGAUGUGUGGCAGAAGAAGGUGUGUUUCUGGGUUUGCAAAAUGGAACACAUUCACGGAGAUAUUCAUUUACAGCACAAGCUAUGAAAGCUGUUUCGGGUAGUUUUGUCUCUCAAAGUGAACAAGGAUACCUUACAGAUACAUGGGGCCAUUUACAACAAGUGGGAACCGAUCCGCAUUAUUCACUGAGUGAUGUUGGAGAACUCAAAUACAUAGAAAGAUAUAAUUUAUCUACUGUGCCAGAGGAGACUCUAGACUUUGCAAAAGAAUCAACUGAAGGAUUCAGCACAUUAGUUGUACCGGCACAACCAGAGAAUUUUGCAUCACUGCCUAGUUCAAUUAGCGCGGACAAUGAAUCGUUGGCCAGUACAAAAGCAAGUGUUGGUGACCUUGUGGCUGGAAUCAAUGAGUCAUUCAAUGCAUCGGUUAAUAAGGGAGAAAAUGCUUUGCGAAGUUCGCUGGAUACAGCCACUUCUUUUAUAGAUUCUAUUGUAAAUAAUGCCACGAAAUCUGCAGAUAAUGCUUUUAGUAAGGCAUUUUCUGCUGUUGAUCAAUCAGGGGAGGUAGCAAAUAAGAAGUUUACAAGCUUUUCAAGUGACCUCAGUGGAGUCACAAAUAAAGCACCUGCUUUGGCUGUUGAUGCAUUGCGCCGUGCAAUCAUAGCAGCAGAGAGUUCUCUAGCAAGUGGAGCUUCCUACGUUGUUUACCUCUACGGGUCAGCUAAGGAGCUCCUUCCUGCAGGGAUUAGGGAUACAGUCAAUGUAUAUGAAGACAAAGCAACAGAGAUCUUGAGGCCUGUUGGGUCUGCAACUCAAAAGAUAUACUUGGCUUUCUACUCACUGGAGAAGAGUCUUGGCUUGGAUCCAAAUGACCCAAUUAUUCCAUUUGUUGUUUUUGUCGGCUCUUCAGCAACAUUAUGGGUUGUUUACUGGUUGUCGACAUACGGAGGUUACUCAGGAGAUUUAUCCCCUCAAUCAGCUUUGGAGCUUCUGGCUGGGGACAAAAAUGCCGCACUUAUAGAUGUCCGCCCCGAGGAUUUGCGUGAAAAAGAUGGUAUUCCUGAUCUUCGGCGGGCUGCUCGUUUUCGAUAUGCAAGUGUUACUCCACUUGAGGUUGAUGGCUCCACGCGCAAGUUGUUGAAGAGUGGUAGAGACCUGGAUGAUUCCUUGAUUGCUGCGAUUAUUCGAAAUUUGAAGAUUGUUAAGGACAGUUCCAAGGUUAUAGUGUUGGAUGCUGAUGGUACUCGUUCUAAAAGCAUUGCAAGAUCCUUGAGGCAAUUUGGGGUCAAGAAUACGUACUUGGUUCAAGGUGGCUUUCAGUCUUGGAAAAAACAAAGUCUCCGCGUCAAGGAACUUAAACCUGAGACAGCACUUUCCAUCCUCAAUGAGGAAGCUGAAGCAAUUCUAGAGGAUAUUCGUCCGUCUCCCUGGCAACUUUUAGGUUAUGGUACGGCUCUUACUGUGGGGUUGUAUGCAUUGUCAGAGUGGGAGAAGACAUUACAGUUGAUUGGUGUGUUUGGCCUCAGUUUGACCAUCUAUCUGCGGCUUUCUUCGUAUGAAAAAUCGGAAGAUUUGAAUCAAGAUGUGAGGCUGUUGCUUGCUCCUGUUAAACGUGGAGCUCAAGCUUUUUCAUGGGCUGCUGGAAAAUUGGAAUCAAAUGGCAUAGGGUUACCUACAUCACCUUCAUCAUUAGAUGUUCAAAACCGGGUAUUGCAGGCUGCUGCUAAACAUGAAUCCCAACCAUCUGAUAGCGAAGGUAACCAAGAUCCAGUUCCUGAUCAGACAGUUCCUCUCAAUCCCAAUGUAUGACAUUGAUUCCAGAUUGACUUGUGCUAACAUGAAAAGUAGAACAGAGAUAAGUGUGGUCAAAGCAUGUUAUCUUAAUGGCUGAGAGUUUGCAAGUUGAUUGUUAUUCAGCCUUUUCCCAAAAUUUGACUCUGCCCUGCUCGUAGAGACUUGGAAAUAUAUGGAGAAAAAUAAAAGUUCAGAAGGUAGAUUCUAUUUUAAUUUUUUUUAUUGCCACCAGUGCUGAGCAGAAUUUGUAUUUAAUUAUUAAAUAAAUUAUUGGCUUGAAGCUUAUUAUACAAACAAUUUCUGGAGCUGUAACAAAAAAAACAAUUUAUGGAGUUACAAAAUUUAAUAUAUAUUGUUAA